AUGCGCGAAAUCAUCAGCAUCAGUGGUUCGCAUCGAACGAACCAUGUUCUUACUCAAUUCUACAAUUGUCAAGAGGAACUUCUUCAUGAUGUCAACGGUCAGAACGAACCUGAGGUAUUCUUGAGUCCAGUUGUGGAUAAAAUCUCCAACACAGUAUCGUACUCACCAAGAGCGCUCUUAUGGGAUGCCAAAGGCGGAGCAGGAUCUCUCGGCUCACACGAAUACGAAAGCAGCCACGACUACUACUUCGAUCCCGCUCGAAAGCCAGAUGAAGCUACUCAAGAAGGUGUACAGGUUAUCCAGACCCAUGGUAGAGUGCCCAAAUCUGACUAUCAAAAGGCAAUAGAUUCAAAUGGUACAUUGCCCAAAUUGGACGAUACGAAUACGAGAUACUGGUCAGACUACAGCAAGUUGGUGUUUGAAUCGUCUAAUUUGAACUCUUUGAGGGAUUGGUACCAUAAUGUGGAGGACCCCUCACUGCCCGAUUUUCAAAAUUUGCAUCAAACGUAUUUCAGUAGCUACGAGGUCGGCUACCACGUAUUCAAGAACGAUUACAGCACGGAUUUCUUCGACGAAAAGUUGCACCCGCAGCUAGAAUCCUGCGAUGGCUUGCAAGGCAUCAAUCUACUCUCUGAAAUUGACAAAGGUUGGGGUGGAUUCACCUCUAGCCUGCUACUGGAGAUGCGCGACGAGCUUCCCAAAACAGACAUUUUGACGUGGGGCUUCAGCGAGGACGAUGCAUUGAGCUUAGGUCAACCGAUUCGCUCCACCAAAACCAAGUUUGAACUCAUCUGCAAUAAAAUCCGAUCCACGUUGAGUCUCGUGCGCGACUCAAAUCUCUUCUUCCCACUAUAUUCAGACCCACAACAGUCACUUUGGAGGUCUGCAGGCGCCUCGAAUUUGCUAUUCGAUGCUGUGAUCUCUACUGCCUCAAAUCGCCUUGCGGAAAAUCGUUCAUUGUUUCGCCAAACUGUCGGAAUGUUGACUCAGGGCGAAAGCCGACGGAACAUCGUUUCUGAGCUCAACGUCGACAGCUUGGAUUUUUCGUUCUACUCGCGCAUUCCAAGAAUUAAGACUACGGGUACCAAGACAUACACUCGAGUGGCCAUCACAAGAGAUCCUGAAUGCAUUGUUGAUGAACCCUGGAUGCUAAAAACCUACAAAUGGCAGCCGUCGGACACCAUUCCGUCAGACUACAAACAAAACACCACGUAUACGGCCAGCCUAGCUGUUACGGAAAAGCCCAGAGACGUUUUCAAAAAUUGGUUUGGCCUAGUUUCCCGUUACUUUCGGUACGAUUCCGACCGAGAGGAACUAAAGGAAGAAUUAGGAACCUUGGCAAGCGAAUAUGAAGAGGGAUGGUACGAUGAUGACGAGUCUGGGGACGACUUUUGA
This is a messenger RNA of Lachancea meyersii CBS 8951, 1395 nucleotides long. NCBI's taxonomy places the organism in Eukaryota, Fungi, Ascomycota, Saccharomycetes, Saccharomycetales, Saccharomycetaceae. The record is from the annotation of a GenBank genome assembly.